This is a messenger RNA of Zerene cesonia (dogface butterfly), 545 nucleotides long. It is a transcript of the gene Tim9a, whose product is annotated as mitochondrial import inner membrane translocase subunit Tim9. The transcript is spliced from 3 exons. Lineage: Eukaryota; Metazoa; Arthropoda; Insecta; Lepidoptera; Pieridae. The coding region runs from base 184 to 459 and encodes 91 amino acids. The record is from RefSeq and is a predicted model, not a curated record.
GCGCUAUGGUAAGUUAGUAAAUGGCAACAUCGAUCACUGCCCGACUCGACUCGAUAACCUAAAAUUCUAUUAUUUAUAAUAAAUGAGAGAAUUAUUUUAAAUUAAGCAUUCUUUCAAUAUUCCACUAAAAAUAUAUCCGUUUAUUUAAAACUUAUAUUUUUUAAUAGGAAAUAAAUAAAAAAAAUGGCUGCUGUUCCUGAAAUGAGUGAAGCUGAUCAAAUUAAAACGUUCAAGGAUUUUUUGGUCCAAUAUAAUAAGUUAUCUGAGCUUUGUUUCAACGACUGCGUUCAUGAUUUUACAUCUCGAACUUUAAGAUCAGCGGAGGAAAAAUGUACAAUCAAUUGUAUGGAGAAAUAUUUGCGGACAAAUCAAAGAGUCUCACAAAGGUUCCAUGAAUUCCAAAUGAUUGCCAAUGAGAAUAUGUUAGCAUUAGCUCAAAAGUCUGGAAAUCCUAGCUAAGUUCCUGUGUGUUAUGUAUUUAUUGUUAGAUUAUUUUGUUUUCAUUAUUGAUGAUUAAAGUAUUGUUGAAUGUAAUUCUGACCAAA